AUGAAUCCUAUGCAUACUGUCCCUACGAUCGAUGAUAACGGAUUUUAUCUUUGGGAAAGUCGGGCUAUAAUGCAGUACCUCGUUGAUCAAUAUGGAAAAGAUGACAGCCUCUCCCCGAGCGUUCCCAAACUCGCAGCCAUCGUCAACCAGCAAUUGUAUUUCGACGCUUGCACUCUAAACGCAAGACUUUACGAAUACAUGUUGCCCAUAAUGAUGCGUUCUGCAAAACCGAAUAUGGAAGUACAUGCUAAGGUGGAGGAAGCCCUUGGAGUGUUCGAUACAAUAUUGAGUAAAAAUAAAUGGGCUGCAGGGGAUAACUUAACCAUAGCUGAUUUUGCUCUAAUGUCGACGGUUUCUACUUUAGAGGCAAUUAUGUUCGAUAUCAAGAAAUAUCCAAACGUCGAAAACUGGCUCAAUUCUUGCAAGAGAGAUGUCACGCAUUUCGAGGAGACAAUACAGAAGGGAUCUGACUGGAUUCACGACUAUUAUUUAAACAAAACCAAGGACUAUUAG
Nicrophorus vespilloides is the source of this 513-nucleotide messenger RNA. RefSeq names its product glutathione S-transferase D1-like. The record is from RefSeq and is a predicted model, not a curated record. The transcript is spliced from 4 exons. Bases 1 to 513 code for a protein of 170 amino acids. NCBI's taxonomy places the organism in Eukaryota, Metazoa, Arthropoda, Insecta, Coleoptera, Silphidae. Gene Ontology annotation, biological process: glutathione metabolic process. Gene Ontology annotation, molecular function: glutathione transferase activity.